Molecule: messenger RNA, 798 nt
Organism: Rotaria socialis
Lineage: Eukaryota; Metazoa; Rotifera; Eurotatoria; Philodinida; Philodinidae
Source: the annotation of a GenBank genome assembly
AUGUGCCGUUGGUUUGCUUAUAUCGGCGAAGAGCCUAUCCUUCUCGAAGAUGUUCUCAUCAAACCAAAGCAUUCCAUCGUCAAACAAAUUGAUGCACAUUUUCUUCCAAACCUUCAUGUUACUUACGAUCCUCAUCUUCAUCAACGUACACUAAGCUCAGGUGUAGCAUCUGAUGAACAUGGACCAAAUCACUUUACAAACGUCGAUGGAUUCGGUUUGGGUUAUUAUACCGGCGUUGCUGCCGAAUUCAAUGGUGACAAUGUGAAUAGACCAUGUGUCUACAAAAAUGUUCGUCCACCACUCAACGAUUUCAAUUUGAUAUCGUUGUGUGCUCAUACAUCAUCAAAAUGUGUGUUUGCACAUAUUCGUGCUGCUACUAGUCUGUCAUCCGCAGUAGAAACUAACAAUCAUCCGUUCGUCUUCGGUCGGUACUUGUUCAUGCACAAUGGUAUGAUAUCGAGCUUCUUGAAAAUCAAAGUGGCUUUAUUGCAAAAGUUAUCAGAAAAAGCUUAUACAAAUAUAUUUGGAACAACAGAUACGGAACAUGUUGCUGCACUUUUCUUUACACACUUGGGAAACGAUUGGGAUACAGAGUUACCUAUGGAAACACUCAAGAAGACUAUGAUAAAAACUCUUCAGGGCGUACUUUCUUUGUUUCAAGAGACGACGAAGGAAAAUAAUGAAACACUUCUGCAUAGUUCUCUUAACUUCGCUGUCACAGAUAGUUGUCAAUUGCUUGCCGUUCGAUUUUCGUCAAUGGAAGAGUUUGAACCUCCUUCUUUAUAUUAUUCGACCUAG